AUGGCCGAAUCGUAUCCAACCCUCACGCAGUGUGCCCUCGUCGCCGGCGCACUCAAAGUCCUCCUCUUCCCGGCCUACAAAUCCACCGAUUUCGAAGUCCACCGCAACUGGCUCGCCAUCACCAACAGCCUCCCGAUAUCAGAAUGGUACUACGAGAAGACGUCAGAAUGGACCCUCGACUACCCUCCCUUCUUCGCCUACUUUGAGUGGGCCAUGUCCCAGGUCGCCAAGCUCGUCGACCCGGCCAUGCUCAAGCUCUACAACCUGGAAUACGAUAGCUGGCAGACGGUCUACUUCCAGCGAUGGACCGUCAUCAUUUCUGAGCUGGUGCUCGUUUACGCGCUGCAGCGGUUCAUCGACUCUGCCACCGGUCCCACGAGACGGGCUGCCCAAGCUGCCGCCAUCUCCAUCCUGUUGUCGCCCGGCCUCCUCAUCAUUGACCACAUUCACUUCCAGUACAACGGUGCCAUGUACGGAGUGCUCAUCCUGUCACUCGUGCUGGCCCGGUCCAAGUCGGGCUUGCUGGGCAGCGGAUUGGUCUUUGCCGCGUUGUUGUGCAUGAAGCACAUCUACCUGUACCUGGCGCCAGCCUACUUUGUCUUCUUGCUGCGCGCAUACUGCCUCUCGCCCAAGUCCAUCUUUAAGAUUCAAUUCUUCAACUGCGUCAAGCUGGGCGGCGGCAUUGCGGCCAUCUUUGCUGCUGCCUUUGGCCCGUUUGCCGCACUGGAACAAAUCCCCCAGAUGAUGAGCCGACUGUUUCCCUUCUCGCGCGGCCUCUGCCACGCCUACUGGGCUCCCAACAUCUGGGCGCUCUACUCGUUUGCCGAUCGCGUUCUCAUCUAUGCCGCACCCCGCCUCAACCUGCCAGUCAAGGCCGAAGCAAUCAACAGCGUCACCAGAGGACUCGUCGGAGACACGGCCUUCGCCGUCUUGCCAGAGAUCACCCCGCGGACCUGCUUCGCUCUGACGCUCUUCUUUCAGGUGCUGCCAUUGAUCAAGCUCUUCUUCCAAGCGCCUCCCACAUGGGAUGCCUUCAUCGGGGCGGUAACGCUCUGCGGCUAUGCCUCGUUCCUUUUUGGAUGGCAUGUGCAUGAAAAGGCCAUUCUCUUGGUCAUCAUUCCCUUCAGCCUCAUCGCUCUCAAGGACCGUCGUUACCUUGGCGCGUUCCGGCCGCUGGCGGUUGCCGGCCACGUAUCCCUCUUUCCCCUGCUCUUCACCUCGGCCGAGUUUCCAAUUAAGACGGUGUACACCAUUUUCUGGCUGGUUUUGUUCCUCAUGGUAUUUGACCGCUUGGCCCCGGCUUCGCGCAAGGCGAGGUUUUUCUUGCUGGACCGGUUCAGCACGUUGUACAUUGCCGUUCUCUUCAAGCGUAAACCGGUGCAGUUCUUGGCUCCCAAGGACGUCAAGGAUGAUAAUUCAGAGGUCUGGCAUAUCCCACAGACCGGCGAGGUCUUUGCCCAAUAUGAGGAUUAUCUUACCAGAAUGGAUUUCUACAAACAGCGGCGCUUCAUCUGCCAGAUCACAGGGCACUCCGGCCUGACUUUUUUCGAAGCACUCAAGAGCGAACUCGCCGGUGCCGAGGAGGUGGAGCAAGCCUUUCCCGAAGCUCUCAAGGGCCCCGUCCUGCGUCGCGUCCAAUUCCAAACGGUGUCCCGAAUCGAUGCGCUUGUCGACUUGGUGUUUGACGAGUUCAGAGCCGACUACUACCCGGGCGAGGCCGUGACCGUCAGCACGGCCGAGAGCGAGAGAUUGCAGGGCGUCGUGCGAGAAAAGACCCGGUUCGGCGGCAAGAUUUUGCCAGACGGCACCCAGACCGCCCCUUACACACGCUAUACGGUCAGCUUGGAGGAACGCCCCGGUAUCGAGGCCGUGGUCGACGACGACCACAUUUUCCGCGAUCGCAAAAUAUUCACAAAGUCGGUUCUGCGCUCCUUUAUCAAGAAGACGGUAACGCGCGAGGCAUGGAACGGAGCGCCGUGGCUCGUGAAGCACGAUGUGGCGGCACAGUACCACAUUGAUUCCCGGGUCCCGCCUCACCUACGCUACGAUACCAAGUUGAUGGAGAGGAAGCAGCUGCAGGCCCAGAAGCGCGCCAGCCAGACGCCGACGCAGGACGGUAACGGCACCAACGGUGUCAAUGGCGCCAUCCAGAACGGCCCUGCGCGGCUGCCCGAGCUGAAGCCCGCAUUCAAGAGCCAAAAGGGCAAGCAUCAAUCGCCAGAGUUCCCCCAAGGCCAGAACGGCUCGCCAAACAUGGCGUCCGAGGCCGGCAUCUUCCACGCCCCGCCGCACAAGAACCCCUUCCAGCUGCCGCUCAACUUCCGGAAUCAACCGCUACCGCACUCCAUGACUGCGCCCGAGCCACCGCCGCCGCCCCCACCGCCAAAGUACCCCAUUGAGGAUCUCCAGGUGCCCCUGAGAGAGGGCGUCGUCAGACCCGCCCUGGCAUUCCUCUGCAACGACCCCCCGACUGCUUCCGACGUGGCCGUGAAUGGCAGCGCCAGCAUACGCGACAAGCUGUCGAUGAAGUCGAUUGGCUUGUUUUUGGAGACGUGGGAUACGCUGAAUGUGUACUGCGAAAUUUUCAAGCUCGACUCGUUUACGUUUGACGACUUUGUGGAGGCCAUGUCUGUAGCAUCAGAGGAGACCAAGGUCCAGCUGUUUGAGGAAAUCCACUGUGCGGUGCUCAAGCAAAUUGUGAGUGCCGAGGCAGACGGCGGCAAGGUGAAUGUCCAGCUGCCCGAGCUAGAGGACGAAGAGGAGGACUCUGAGGACUCUGAUGAUGAGGAGGAGACCAAGGAGCCGACCCCGGAAACCGACCGGCCGCCUGCAAGAGCCACACGAAGCAGUCUCGCCAAAGCCGAGGCCGAGAGGCUGCUGGCCGAGGCGCGGGCAGCGGAAAAGGAAAGCCAGAAUGUGGAGCCUGAGAUCAAGCACCGCGCCGAGGACCUCCUUGAAGAGUACGACUGGAUUGAGGAGCUCAGGAAACGCAAUUUUCAGAACGGCGGCUGGGAGAGAAUCGUCGUCGGUCUGCUGCACCAGCUCUCCAAGAAUGAGAGGAUGGAGGAGCAGUGCGAGAAUUUGCUCGCCCAGCUGUGUCCCCCCGACGAGGAUCCCACCCAAGAGACGGUGCAGGAGCACUAUGCUCGACUCGACGUCAACUACCGUGUGCAGGCGUUGCAGAUCAUCUGCAUGCUCACAACGCAGACCAAGGCGAUGCGUACCUACAUGGAGGAAUGCAGCGAGCAAAUGACGGCGUUCCGCAAGGAAAAGAUUGACUGGCAGCGGCAGAGGAAGCAGGCCAUCGAGGAACUGCGUGCUCUCAACGACCAGCGCAAGAUCAUGCUCCCCGACAACAUGCCGCCGUCGCCACCUCCCGAGCCAAAGGCAGACGAGGACGUCAAGAUGACGGACGCAGACGAGUCGGCAGCCGACGCCGCCGACGCCGAGGACGAAGUGGCCGACUCUGACGAGGAGGGAGCACCCCGCAGGAACUUCCGCCGCGCCAACGACCGCGCCGCGGAGAGGCAACGCAAGCGUAAGGAGGAGCUCGAGCGGAAAGAAAAGGCCGCCGAAGCCGCAAAGGCACCCAAGCAGUCGAAGCAGUUCAUCAAGGUCCUCAAGGAUAUCCAGAAGAAGGAGGAUUUUAUCAAAAAGUGCGAAGACGAGAUCGCUGUGAUCGACAACGACCUCCGCGAAGCCGACUGUGGCCGGACCCGUGUCUUGGGUAAGGACCGAUUCUGGAACCGGUACUACUGGUUCGAACGCAACGGCAUGCCGUACGGGGGGCUCCCGGACAGCUCAACCGCUGCCGCCGAGUACGCCAACGGUUGCAUAUGGGUGCAAGGCCCCGACGAGCUGGAGCGCCAGGGGUACAUUGACACCGAUCCCGAGUACCAGGCGGAGUACCAGACCAAGUUUUCCAUGACGGUGCCGGAGCGGAAGAAGCUGGAAGAGGGUCCCACCAGCGUCUUCAACGCCCAUCAGUGGGGCUACUAUAGCGAGCCGGAGCAGGUCGACGAGCUCCUCAAGUGGCUGGAUCCGCGGGGCUUCAACGAGUUGCGACUUCGGAAAGAAAUCGUGGCGUUCCGGGACAAGAUUGUGCAGCACAUGGAGAACCGCAAGACGUACCUCACCUCCGCGGAGUCCGAGGAGCAGCAACAGCAGGAGGAGGAGAAGGAAGAGAAGGAGAAGAAGGGCAAGAGGCGCGAUUCCAAGCGCAUGAGCACCAGAGGCCGCCAGCACGAGCCGACGCCCGAACCCACAAACUACCGCUGCCUCGCGUGGGAGAAUUCCACGGCCAUGGAGGAGCUCGGCCAUCUCCACUCGGAGCCUCCGCCGCCUCCGAGACCAAAGAAGCAGACCGCCAAGAAGCGACAGGCCGUGGAGCCGUCGCCCGAACCCGCGCCCGCGCCCAAGACGAGGCGGCGCAAAUAG
Messenger RNA from Colletotrichum scovillei, 4437 nucleotides. RefSeq lists its product as uncharacterized. NCBI's taxonomy places the organism in Eukaryota, Fungi, Ascomycota, Sordariomycetes, Glomerellales, Glomerellaceae. The record is from RefSeq and is a predicted model, not a curated record. Gene Ontology annotation, molecular function: hexosyltransferase activity. Bases 1 to 4437 code for a protein of 1478 amino acids. The transcript is spliced from 10 exons.